Messenger RNA from Solanum lycopersicum (tomato), 1403 nucleotides. Its product is annotated as N-(5'-phosphoribosyl)anthranilate isomerase 1, chloroplastic. Lineage: Eukaryota; Viridiplantae; Streptophyta; Magnoliopsida; Solanales; Solanaceae. Gene Ontology annotation, molecular function: phosphoribosylanthranilate isomerase activity. Gene Ontology annotation, biological process: L-tryptophan biosynthetic process. The record is from RefSeq and is a predicted model, not a curated record.
CUAACUUCUAAUUAAGCGUGAACCCAAGAGAAUCACAAAAUUAAUUGUUGAAACUUCAUAUGAUAAAUUUUUUUUUAACAUUUGAUUUAAAUUAUUCCAAUCACAAAUUAGCUAUCGAAGGGUCUGAAUACGGUGGCUCUCACCGUCAGUCAGCAACACCGUACUCCGUUCUCCGUCUCCGUCUCCGUCUCCAUCUCCAUUACCGGUGAAAAUCUGUACAACUACAAUCGGUCCCAUCUCCUUGUGGUUCGCGUAUUAUCGGGUUUCCGUUUGUAACUCCGGCUCGAUAUUUGAACUUCGUUUGAGAUUUUUUUUAGGUUGUCCUGCUUUGACUCGACGCAGAGUUGAAUAUAUUGAAAUUGGCUAUCAAAGUGUUCAUCAUGGCAACUCAGCUUCAACCAAGAGUAAUAGGCAUUCCCAGAAAUCAAGGUUUGUUCGAUGUAAAAGUAUACACUACAAAUAGAGCACGACUGAGGACUUCCUCCAGGAACAGAUUUAUGUGCACAUUAAAUCAGUCAGCACAUGUCUCGGCUCAAACAGAGCAAAGAGAAAGUAGGAGUUUGGUCAAAAUGUGUGGGAUUACAUCAGCUAGAGAUGCUGCUCUUGCAGCAGAAGCGGGAGCCAAUUUUAUUGGUAUGAUCAUAUGGCCUAACUCAAAACGUUCAGUUUCACUUUCCACUGCAAAGGAAAUCUCGAAGGUUGCGCGGGAAUAUGGAGCUCAGCCAGUUGGUGUGUUUGUAGAUGAUAAUGCUGACACAAUACUAAGGGCCUCUGAUGCAGCAGACCUUGAAUUAGUGCAGCUUCAUGGAAAUGGAUCUCGAGAUGCUUUUCCAGUUUUAGUCGGAGAGAAACGUUUAGUAUAUGUUCUUCAUGUUAAUGAAGAAGGAGGCCUUAUUAACUCUGUUUCAGAUGAGGAGUCUUCUCUGGUUGAUUGGAUUCUAGUGGACAGUGCCAAAGGUGGCAGUGGCAAAGGGUUCAAUUGGGCUCAGUUUAAGCUACCAUCAAUUAGAAGCAAACAUGGAUGGCUCUUGGCUGGAGGAAUUAACCCGGAGAAUGUUUGUGAAGCUCUUUCUGCUCUUAAACCCAAUGGAGUGGAUGUCAGUAGUGGCAUAUGUGGACAGGAUGGCAUCGAAAAGGAUGAGUCCCGGAUAGUAUCAUUCAUGAAUGAAGUGAAAUCUUUACGCCUUUAGUUAAAUACUGAAUAAUGGCAAAUUCCCUAGUGCAUGCAAAUUGUUAAAUCAACUGCAAUAUUAGUGCUUGCUGAUCCUCCUGUAAUUGCUCAGCUGAUUAGUGCAAAGCCAGGACUUAUAUCUCCAUGAGAGAUGCAUCAAGUUUGUAUUUGAAAAUCAAGUAACAUUACAUACAUUCCUUGUGUAAUGGAAUCAAAGUAUUUUGUCAUGUCA